AUGCUAGACAUUAAAGGUAGCCAAGCCUCUCAAGCGUGUAAUCACAAAUCCAGCCUCACCCGAAUCCCGCCACUCUUUGACUCCAAUAAACUGGUUGAAGAGGCGAUUGUGGUUGACGCUGACCGAUCCAUCCGAUCUAUGCACACCAUUUCAGUUGGUCUUGCGGGCAACCGCGAUUCUGCCACCUUCGUGGCCGACCCAGAAGCCUGUCUGCAGCCACGAAUCGCGGCUGACCACGCCGAGUUGCCGGGCUCCUCGGACGGCCGGAGCACCUACCGCUUGCACUCAGGACCUUCAAGUCGUCCGUCCACAGACGAAAGAUCCGACCGAUCAGACAGUCAGGUUGGUGGGGGUUUCAGUCUAUUUACUUUCAUGAGGUUUGUCAUGAUACUUGUGUGUAUGUCUGCCUGUGAGUUUGGCUUCGCACAUUUUCAUUGA
Protopolystoma xenopodis is the source of this 438-nucleotide messenger RNA. NCBI's taxonomy places the organism in Eukaryota, Metazoa, Platyhelminthes, Monogenea, Polystomatidea, Polystomatidae. The record is from the annotation of a GenBank genome assembly.